Canariomyces notabilis is the source of this 1496-nucleotide messenger RNA. RefSeq lists its product as uncharacterized. NCBI's taxonomy places the organism in Eukaryota, Fungi, Ascomycota, Sordariomycetes, Sordariales, Chaetomiaceae. The record is from RefSeq and is a predicted model, not a curated record. The coding region runs from base 156 to 1358 and encodes 400 amino acids. The transcript is spliced from 6 exons.
GUCCAGCCACAUAUCAGCGACCCGGUCGCUUUUUAAUGUCUACCAUGAGUCCAAGGGCCCACUUUGUCUCCUUCAAAGCUUCAAAGCGAAAAGAUUCACCAUCUAUGGUCCAGUUCUCAAUGUCUAAAUCUUGCCGCUUCUAAGACCACAAAACAAUGGAAUCUUCUUUGAGUUCUUUGCCUCCAGUGGACCUCUCCGAGAACCGCCAACCAAACCUCUAUGCCUCCUCGACCAUCCCUUUUUCGUUAGCCACCAUCUGCGUGGUGCUUAGAUUCUGGUGUCGCUGGGUCAAACGGACACGCCUUUGGUAUGACGACUGGCUGGUUCUCGUUGCGUGCGUGUGCUCUGCCGGGUUAACAGCCAACAUGCUAUGGUGGAUACCUCGUGGACUUGGGAGACACGUCCAGACGUUUGGGCCCAAUGUGGUCGAAUACUUUAGCAUCGGCCUCUUUACCGCCGAACUGACUUACACGGGCGUCAUCGUCUUUGUAAAGUUCUCCAUCCUGGCCUUUUACUGGCGCAUCUUUGCGGAAAGCACCAGCAUCAAACUUCCCAUCGCCGUCAUGGCAUCCGCAGCAUUCAUGUGGGGUGUGGCCGUGUUCCUCCUCACCGUGCUCCAAUGCAUCCCGACCAGAGGCUUCUGGGACAAGACGAUCGAAUCUUCCUGCAACGUCGACAGCCAGAAGUUCCUCUUCGCCAUUUCAAUCCCAAACAUUCUCAUCGAUGUCAUCCUUCUGGCCAUGCCUACUCCAUACGUGUUGAAGCUCAAUCUCCGGAGUGGCCAAAAGAGGGCUAUCCUUUCAAUCUUCUUCCUGGGUGGAUUUGUCUGUAUUGCCUCCAUCAUGAGACUAGUUGCCGUUGUGACGGAGAAGACAGAUGCCGAUGUGACCUGGAACCUGAUCAACCAAGCCAUAUGGGCCGUGGUUGAAGCCAACUUUGCAAUCAUCUCGGCAUGUCUCCCGACGCUGCGUCCCGUUUGGCUGGCUAUCCGCGGAGCACGCCACCGUGUCGAGCCCUCAAACGCCCCCAAGCAGCCACCCACCAUCGGAGGCUCAUCACAAAAGCGUACUCCGGCUUCAUGGGCCACCCUGAUUCUCAAGUCAGCCGCCAAUGCCACCGUCGUCGAUAACGACUCUGAUUCUCAACCAUUCGCCGAGCGUGGAGUUCAAAGCGUUUCUCACGAUGACCUCGGCGAUAGAUUAGUGCCCGGCUCACAGAAGACCAUGGGAACGGCUGAGGCUAUCCCGCUGUCAGAGAUGGAUGAUAGACAGGUUCCUCAGAGACAGGAGGGAAUUAUCAUCAAGAAUGGUUGGGAUGUGCAAUACAGCUUGUCGCCGCCAAAACGUGAUGGGGCGUAGUCAAGACGCCUUCAUGUAUGACUUGACAUCAGUGACCGCGUGGCUAGUCUCCAUCUCAGUACUCACCGCGUUAUUCCGUCCCGGUUCUCAACUUGAACGUCGUGUGUCAUCAACUUGCAACAUGGACGGCCCGAAAAU